Amphiprion ocellaris (clown anemonefish) is the source of this 3742-nucleotide messenger RNA. It is a transcript of the gene ddah1, whose product is annotated as dimethylarginine dimethylaminohydrolase 1. Bases 198 to 1046 code for a protein of 282 amino acids. The transcript is spliced from 7 exons. Gene Ontology annotation, molecular function: dimethylargininase activity; amino acid binding. The record is from RefSeq and is a predicted model, not a curated record. NCBI's taxonomy places the organism in Eukaryota, Metazoa, Chordata, Actinopteri, Pomacentridae. Gene Ontology annotation, biological process: arginine metabolic process; positive regulation of nitric oxide biosynthetic process.
GUCGGCUACACGUGAUGGUCGGUGCGCGUCACCGAAGCGCUGUCGCUCGCCUGGAGACUGGAGCAGGGCUGACUGACACUGUGCAGCAGGCUACUGUAAAUAAAGAAUAAAAAAAACCAACAAACUAACAGGCAACAAAUAAGCAAGCCGGGCAGCAUCGGAUUUGAGCGUGCCAAGUAAAAGGGGGAAAGCAAAACAUGGCUGGUUUGAUGGCAGGUUUCGGUCAUUACACCCACGCCGUCGUCCGGGGGAUCCCCUCGUCCCUGGCCAAAGAAGCGCUCCGGAGCUGCCAGGCGGAGGUGGACGUGGCCAAGGCGCGGAGGGAGCACGACGCGUACGUCGAGGUUCUGAGGACGAGGCUCGGGCUGGAGGUGGUCGAGCUCCCCGCGGACGAGUCGCUCCCGGACUGCGUGUUCGUGGAGGACGCGGCCGUGGUGUGCGGUGACACGGCGCUCAUCACCAGACCCGGGGCAGAGAGCAGGAGGAGAGAGACGGAGGCAAUGAAAGGGGCUCUGAAGGAUUUGAAUCUGAACAUUGUGGAGAUGACUGAUGAGAAUGCAACGCUGGAUGGAGGAGAUGUCCUUUUUACUGGUCGAGAGUUCUUUGUGGGACUUUCCAAAAGGACCAAUCAGAGAGGAGCAGAGAUCCUAGCAGAUGCAUUUAAGGACUAUGCUGUUUCUACUGUGCCUGUGCUGGAAGGGCUGCACCUGAAGACCUUCUGCAGCAUGGGAGGACCCGGCCUCAUUGUCAUCGGCUCCAGUGAACCAGCACAGAAAACCCUCAAAAUCAUGCAGCAAAUGAGCGACCAUCGCUAUGACAAACUGACGGUGCCCGAUGACCUCGCUGCCAACUGCGUCUACAUGAACCUGCCCAACAAGGGACAUGUGCUUAUGCACUGCACACCUGAGCAGUAUCCAGAGAGCGUAAAGGUGUUUGAGAAGUUGAAGGACCACAUGCUGAUUCCUGUGUCCAACCUGGAGAAGGUCAAGGUGGACGGAGGCCUCACAUGCUGCUCCAUGCUCAUCAACAAGAAGGCUAACAACUGAGCGCGCUCACUAGGGGUCUCUCAGUGCAUGGUAACCAAGCGGAGCCUGUAUCUGAUCACCACAGAUCCUAAAGGUUUAACAAAGCGCUCCUGGUACUUAGAGGAGGAAUAAUCUAGCUUAAAGCCACUGAGGUUCAGCGAAUAUAUCAAAUGAAAGGAAUCAUGUAGUCUCACUUUUCACUACAAUACAAUCAUUAAAGGUCUUAAAGUGUGUGAAUAAUUCAACUUUAAAAGAAGACAAUAGUUUCUGGUUACCUAUGUGUCUGUAAGAAUCAAGAUAUUACAUCAAAAACGAGUCUUAAUUUGUUCUUGAUUUUGAUACAUUCUGUGAUAAACACAAAAGAACAGGUUGCAGGUUUGAUCAAAUCCCUUGUUAUUUCAGUACCUGCUUCUUUGCUCGUCUAUAAAUUGCUCUGAUUAAUAACAGAUUUGUCCGAUGAUUGAAGAUCUGAAAAUGAGUAGACCUUGUGCCGUGUUGAGUCCCCACAUAACUGAACCUGCAGAACGCCUACCGCUCAUGUGUAGACCAAUCCUUCACUACUUUCCAGUGAUUCCAACCCUUAAAGAGAACCACACAGAUCAGAACCAACUAAACUAGAUGGAUCUAAAUGAUAAACUAGAUUUUGAUGCCAUUGUAAACUAGUCUUACCAACACCACACUUCUAUUUUCCAAAUUACGUAGCUAAUACCGACAUCUACAGUGAAUAUAAAAAAGUAUACGGUUGGUUUCAAACUGUUUACAAGCAGCAUUUUAACUGUGAUUCGAUUUUUCUGUGUGUGCUUGUGUUUGCAGUUGAGACAUUUGUGACUCAUUUUUCAAGAACUGUAUUUUGGCUUACAAUGAAGUCCUGCUGCCGCUUUUAUAUAGAACCUGAAUGUCACUGUUGCUCUGUAGCAUUUAACUUUCACUUGUGUGUUAAAUUGCUGCUUUUUCUUUGCAGUUGGUGCUAAAACAGAAUUCAAACUCACCCACACACCACUGUGUAUUUACUGAAAGAAUAGUGGCUAUUUUGAUUUGUCGAUCUGAAAAUACAGUUCUUGAAAAGCUUUCUGGAGACGUGAGCUUUUGGUAUGAUGAUUUUCUUUGUGUGAUUUGUUAUGAUUUUGUGAUUGAUAUUGAAAGUUCUGCCACUGAGACCUGAGACACUGUUCAUUUUUUGACUAUUGCUUACUAAUCAUUGCCCUUUUUCAUACAGUAACGCAGCUGUUUUUUUAAACUUGUUUAAAUGUACUCAUCCUUACUAUCUGCUACCAGCUAAAAAAGCUAACAGUAACUGACAAGUGAUGGUAAAAGGACCAUCGGUGGUUUCUGCGGUUUCAUAUCCCUUCCAGUAAGCCUCCGUUAGAUUCAUAUGAAGAUGCAAACUUAAGCAAAAAUAAAAGGGGAAUGACUGAUACUUAUUUAAAAAAUGACUUGAUACCUUUUGCCAACCCUGUUCACGUAGGAAAUGUAUGUUUUCAUUAUCAUAAAAUGAACCAAGCUUUCAUUUACUCCAACAUAGCACCUCUGUUACUUUAAAUAUACAAGACUUCUGUGGAAAAUCAAUGACUUAAUUCCUGCUGAAUGAUUCUGAAGACACUGUAGUUUUUCUCACACCACUGGAUUCUGCCUGUGUUGUUGAUUACACUGUUUUUUUCCCCUCCCUCUCGGGCAGUUUGUACCCCAGUACUGACUUAGAGCAUGCUGUGAAACUGAUGUCUGUUCCACAAAAUCCAAUAGCACCGAAUGUGACUGCAGAGGGUUUGAACUCAGCAGGCAGAACAAGCCAACAGCCCCUCUUUAAUGUGUUUCCAUGCGUGUUCCAGUAGCAGUUGGAAGGAUGUCGACCUGUUUUAGUGGCCUUAUGUAUAUGUUGUUGCUUGAUUCAUGUUGGAGGCCUGUAAACACGACAACACAGUGUAUGUAAACAGGUAUAGUGUACUACUCCCUUUCACUGUACUUGUUAAAGCCCAUCGCAGCUAAAACCAUGUUGUUUCUCAGUGUGAUUGUAAGUGAAAGUUGAGGAUAUGACAUCAGGAGGUGAUUCAGCCUCUCUCCGUAGACGUUUGCGUAUGGGCAAGUGGGCAGUGAUGAAACAUGGAAAGAAUUCAUGUUGGGAGGAGAGGCUUGUACGCCAGUAAACAGCGACCCUUUAAAAGUUUCUCUGUCUUUCUCUUGACGGUCUCACUCUCUGCACUUGCCUUCUCCCACCCUCUGCUAUUGCCUCAUAGACGAUUCUGGGCUAAUUUAUGGCCAUGAUAUCAUACAGUCUGGCGGACACUGUGGAUGUGAUGGCCUGCCGUUAAAGUGUGACAGCAAUAUAUUUAACAGAAGGCGGCUGGCUGAAAGCGGGAUGAUAACAUACAGUAGUUGCAGAGCCAGUUCUGAUUCUCACGCUGGAAAUCCAGAAGGCAGAACGAGGCAGGACCAGUCAUACGCUGUCUAAUUAGCACCACUGUCAACUGUUUUAGAACAAGUAAUGCCAAUUUAUCUUGAUCUGUCAUCCCCUCUCGCAGCGUUACCCAUCAGCCUUUCAUUGGUUGUACAUCUCUUAGACACCAUAACAAUCAUCAAACAAUCUGAAUGUUCCUCUAAACACUUUUUUCAUGAUGUUGUGAUUGUCCAUCUCAGGUCUCUUGGUUUCAUACGAGUAACAAUUAUUUGAAUGAUCUUAAACUGAGCCUUUCUUUGUGUAAUAAAUUAACAUCUAGCAUUUA